AUGAGUCUUUCUCAACUCAGUCGACCGAUACCGGCAUCCGAAACCAAGCACCUCACUUUGCUAGAAUACCCGUUAUGGCCUCCCAUCGAAGGUUACUCGAUUGAUUGUGGUAAUCAACGAGUGGCUCGCCUGAUCCAGAACGAUAAUUGCCGCACAUCAACCGGCUCAACCCUUUGGCUUAGCUCACAAAUUCUCUCAGCCUAUCUCUUGGCUACAUUAUCGAAAAAUGUAGUUCGUGCAAAGAGAAAUCAUUCGUUGAGAGCUAUAGAGGUCGGGGCAGGAACAGCCCUGAGCUAUACAGUACUAGCCACCGAUAUUGAGCCCUCUCUGACUCAGAUCUUGGUGCCGAAUGUUCGUAAUUGGAUGGAAGAUAAUAACUCUUCGACCGGAAAAAUCUCGACAUGUCGUCUAAACUGGAACCUAGAGCUUGAUUGGACAUCGAUCAACACGGCCUUUUCGAGUGGCCCCAACGAUAAGGCUCCCGGAAACUUGAAUUCGAGGUCUCUAUCUGUCGGACAAACACAACCUUUGGUAGACGGCGAUGGACUUGCUGCUACUCCGAUCGAUUUGAUUGUCUCAGCGGACACAGUGUACGCCGUGGAACUGAUCCGUCCGUUGUUAAACACACUCUCCACACUCUCGGCUCGGUCACCGAAGCCACCAAUGAUCCAUCUUGCCCUCGAGCGUCGCGACCCAAGUCUGGUGGACAAAUUCUUCCAAAUGGCUGUUGAGAUGGGAUUCAGAGCAACUCAGAUUGAACCCAACCGUUUGCGUAAGAUGGUUGAGAGUAUGGGCUGGAUCGAUGAGGACUGGGAAGCGGUCGAAGUGUGGAAGCUUUCCAUGAAGCAGAAACGUGGUGUUUGA
Molecule: messenger RNA, 864 nt
Organism: Puccinia triticina
Lineage: Eukaryota; Fungi; Basidiomycota; Pucciniomycetes; Pucciniales; Pucciniaceae
Exons: 3
Coding region: 1-864 (287 amino acids)
Cellular component (GO): cytoplasm; nucleus
Source: RefSeq, a predicted model, not a curated record